UUCCCCCAGGCUCUGCUCUCCUCACCACUGCUGGUGCUGAUCAUCUGCUCUGUGUGAACAGGAAUGCCGUGCUACUGCUUGGAGGGGAUGCAGGUGCUGCUGCUGCUGCUAUAAGUGAUGCUGUGGAGUAGCUGGGAAAUAUGAGGGAGCUAUAGAAAGCUUGUGAAGAGCGUCAGGAGCAGCAUCAGUCUGUAGCGUGCCAUCUGGUAGAAGAAGCAGCGGUCCGGGAGACCCUCCGGGCUCUGCCCACUGUAUACACCUGCCCAGCGGGCUCUAAUGAUGCUUCACAUCACCUAACACCAAGUCUUCUGCUGAGGAUUAUGACCCCCACUAUCCUGUGAAGAAGACAGCGUGCUACCAGGAGGAGGCUCUGCACCCAGCGCUGGGGUUAGAGGGGAUUUGCCUGCUCUUCUGUAGGGUCGGUGGGAGCUGGCAGCGAUUAUGGGCCUUUGGAAAGGAGGGCAUGGACCCACCAUAACGCCAUUGUGGUGCUUUACCACCUGCUGGAUCUUCCUUGGCUUAUUUUGGAGUGCACUGGCCUGCCCUGAUUCCUGCACUUGUAAUUCCACAAGGAUCUCAUGUGAUAAUUCCCCGAGUAUCGGAGCUUUCCCGGUGCUGAAGGACAUCUCCCAUGCUGCCAACAUCACUGAAAUUUACAUUGCGGCUCAGCGUUUAUUUGCCUCAAUCAACGAGGACGAUGUGAAGAUUUAUACCGGGCUCCGAAAUUUAACUGUGGUGAACUCGGGACUGACGCUUGUGUCACACCAGGCAUUCCGCAAGAACCUCAAACUUACUUACAUAGACCUCUCCAGAAAUAAGCUGCCUACGUUAAAUAGAAAAGUAUUUCGUCACCUCUCCUUGACUCACCUAAUUCUAGGUAACAAUCCAUUCCAGUGUUCAUGUCAUAUCAUGUGGAUUAAGGUAUUUCCGGAGACGAGCAUCAUAGACAAGCACAACUUAUUUUGCUAUACUGAAUAUAAUGGAUAUAUCAAGAGGAUUCCUCUAAGUACCAUGCAGAUCCCCAACUGUGUGUUGCCCAUAGUUAAUACAAGCACUCAAGAACUUACAGUCCUGGAAGGGAACAGUACAACUGUGUACUGUGAAGCCUCCGGACUACCUAACCCCAAUGUCUCCUGGGAUAUGUCACAGAUUAAGUCCAACACUUUGAUAAAAAAUGUAACGCAUGGCGCUUACCUCACAUUGAAGAAUGUGACAUCACUGGACAACACAAGAAUUCUUGUUUGUACAGCUGAAAAUGUGGUGGGAGAAGAGCAAGUCUUUGUGGAGGUCAAUGUACAUUUUCCACCAAACAUCACGCUAAUAGACUACCCAACUUUGGACCAUCACUGGUGUAUUCCUUUCAGUGUGAGGGGUAAUCCCGUUCCUAAACUCCAGUGGUUUCAUGAUGGAAAGGAGCUAAGUGAAACAGAUUUUAUUUGGAGUAAAAUUCACGAGUCAAGCAACAACAUGAGUGAACAUCACGGCUGUCUUCAACUAGACAGUCCAACACAUCUGAACAAUGGGAUUUAUACUUUAAGCGCAGAGAAUGAAUACGGAAAGGAUGAGCGUACAGUCACGGCACACUUCAUGAAAAAUCCUGGGGAUGGUGAAUUAAGUGAUCCAAUUACUGACCCUGGAUUUUAUGAUUAUGAGACAACUUCUAAUGACAUUGGUGGAACCAGCACAGACAAUGGAGUAACUUCAACAGAUGUUUCCAAUGGAGGAAAUGAAGACAGUAUUACAGUUUAUGUUGUUGUUGGUAUUGCAGCCUUGGUCUGUACAGGGUUGGUGAUAAUGUUAAUCAUCUUAAAGUUUGGAAGACAUUCCAAGUUUGGACUAAAAGGUCCCUCCUCUGUGAUCAGCAAUGACGAUGAUUCCGCCAGCCCUCUUCAUCAUAUCUCCAAUGGCAGCAAUACCCCAUCUUCCUCAGAAGGUGGUCCUGAUGCCGUUAUCAUUGGUAUGACAAAGAUCCCUGUCAUUGAAAACCCACAAUACUUUGGAAUCACCAACAGUCAUCUAAAGCCAGAUACAUUUGUCCAACAUAUAAAGAGGCAUAACAUCGUCUUGAAGAGAGAACUGGGAGAAGGUGCUUUUGGCAAAGUGUUUCUUGCAGAAUGCUAUAACUUGUACCCUGAACAGGAUAAGAUACUUGUUGCAGUGAAGACACUGAAAGAUGCAAGUGACAAUGCCCGAAAAGACUUCCACCGGGAGGCAGAGUUACUAACAAACCUACAACAUGAACACAUUGUAAAGUUUUAUGGAGUGUGUGUGGAGGGAGAUCCGCUCAUCAUGGUGUUUGAGUACAUGCUGCAUGGAGACCUGAACAAAUUCCUAAGGUCCCAUGGACCAGAUGCUGUUCUUAUGGCAGAAGGAAACCGUCUUGCAGAGCUCACUCAAUCCCAGAUGCUUUAUAUAGCUCAGCAGAUUGCAGCAGGUAUGGUUUACCUGGCCUCUCAGCACUUUGUCCACCGAGAUCUGGCCACAAGGAACUGUUUGGUGGGAGAAAACCUCUUAGUGAAGAUCGGAGAUUUUGGAAUGUCUCGAGAUGUCUAUAGCACUGAUUACUACAGGGUUGGAGGGCAUACUAUGCUACCUAUCCGUUGGAUGCCUCCUGAGAGUAUCAUGUAUAGGAAAUUCACAACAGAAAGUGACGUCUGGAGUCUCGGAGUGGUGCUAUGGGAAAUUUUCACUUACGGAAAGCAACCAUGGUACCAGCUAUCAAAUAAUGAGGUGAUUGAGUGUAUAACUCAAGGCCGAGUUUUGCAACGACCUCGCACUUGUCCGAAGGAAGUCUAUGACCUAAUGUUAGGCUGCUGGCAAAGGGAGCCUCACAUGAGGCUGAACAUCAAAGAAAUCCACAGCCUCCUUCAGAACUUGUCCAAGGCAUCCCCCGUUUACCUUGACAUUCUUGGCUAGAUGAUGAAGGUGUUACCUAUAUGGGCUUGAUGAAUGAAUGUGGUGAACAGCCGCUGGACUCCAUGAAAUUUGUUAUAACCUCUGACAGUAUUAUUAACAAAGAUGCUGAGAAGCUAUCAAAGGGCAAGCAACACAAAGUUCUCCAUCUGUACAAUACAUAAUAUAAUUGACAAUACAUUAACAAGUUGUAUCUUUUUAUCCUGAGCCUAUCUCUUCUUUUACUUCUUCCUUUUCUCUUCUGUCUAUGUUUGAGUGUCUCUCACUGUCUUUCCUACUCCGUGCUUAUGCCUUUAUGUAACUCAGCAUACAUAGACAAAGGCCUUAAAACCGUAUCUGUUAAUCAGCAGGCUCGCAUGUCUGUCCACCACAUCUAACAAUGCCUUCUUGUAUUCCUGCCUUUGAUGUGGAUGAAAAAAAGGGAAAAUAUUGUAUGACACAAACUUGUCGACUUCUGCUAUACAUUCAUGUAGACGUUCUAUUGACUGUUGCUCACCUCUACGUUUCUGGCUACGUGCACUAAUGACAGACAGUUUCUGGACAUCAGGAGGAAGUAUUUGCAGACGUGCGUUGGUGGUAGUAAGGAGACAUGCCAAUGGGAAGACGUUAAACCAUCUACCUAAAAUAAAAAACCUGAAGAAACACAAUCAAUGCAUACUAUUCUGAAGAGAAUAAACCCACCCUGCUUUGUUUGUGGCUAGUCCUUUGUCACCAUAUACUCCAUGGUAGAAAGAAACAUAUUGUUUGCUUCUAGCAAAAUGCCAUACCUCUCGUCAUCAUUUUCUUUUCUAACUGCAGUAAACCAUUGUUAGAGGCUGAAUCGUCCGUUUUAAAAGACUGGAAUUAUCACAAUGUGAUGCUGGAUUUAUCUGAUACAACGUCCAACAGACAAUCUCUGUCGCUGACCAGUUUACAAAGCUGUUCUGUACAACUCAAAGAAUACACAUGAAGAGUGGAGGCCAAGAAGCUCGGAAAAAGCUUGUUUUUUUUUUGUAUGGAGAUGGACAGAUGUGAUACGGGAAGCUUAACAAGUGUAUGUUAUUGUGGAGGAAUAAUAGCCUCAGAUGAGGGCUGCUGCUGCUAUUCUGUUCUGGUAACAGGGUCAGUAGGCAAUGUCACCACCAAAAGGUGUUUGAUGCACAUUCAAUGGUUGGUGGCUACCUUGGUUUUUCUUUUUUAUUAAUAGUUUUUCAUCCAUGGGCUCUGGAUUAAAGUUUAUAUUUCUCUAUAUUACCUUGUAAAAACAAAAAUGUGGCAGCCUUUCAACAAAUGUAUGUGAUGUUAAUCUUGGAGGCAGCGCAUGCGUAUAUAUGUUACCGGCAUGAUGUGUCCAAUGCAAAGAUAUUGAAAGUUGUUCCCCACUAAACAUACAGUAAUGGGAUCGACCCUGUAUCACAGUCAAAUUUACCAUAGUGUAGAGAAUUAUCUUUCGAGACAACAGGUAAGGCCCUAUUGUAACGCCAUGCAUUCCUCUGUGUGGGGGUUCGUUUUUGAAGAAUGUAGUAGCACAGUAACGGAAUCUACCAUUUGUAUAGGUACAUGUAAAUAAAUACAGUAUGUUGACUAAAAACUGGUAAUUGUAAAAUAUAUUUGAGAGUUAAGAAAAAUUAUAUGAGUAUUAGCCUCUGUAAUCGAGGCAUUAGUAAAUAAAUUAAUCUCAUCUCUUGGCGUCUACUAAUGAUUGUAACACAUCUCUAUCAAGGUUUUAAAGCAAAUUCUAAAAGUGAAUCAAUGAUACUUGUACAGACGUGAUUUGUGCUAUUGCUUUGGUACAUUGUUUGAACUUCUACUCUUGAGUUACUAUGUAUACUUUUUCACACCGGUUUGCAGUAAAAAAAAAUAUAUACAAAAGUGUUGCCUAUUUGCUAAGUUAAGAUGGAACAGGCAAUAUGUACUGCUUGUGAAGAAAAUGAAAAACUAUGGAGCGGGCAUGAAUGUUCGA
Molecule: messenger RNA, 4855 nt
Organism: Bufo gargarizans (Asiatic toad)
Lineage: Eukaryota; Metazoa; Chordata; Amphibia; Anura; Bufonidae
Gene: NTRK2
Product: neurotrophic receptor tyrosine kinase 2
Exons: 18
Coding region: 442-2916 (824 amino acids)
Biological process (GO): multicellular organism development; trans-synaptic signaling by neuropeptide, modulating synaptic transmission; positive regulation of kinase activity
Cellular component (GO): plasma membrane; axon; signaling receptor complex
Molecular function (GO): brain-derived neurotrophic factor binding; brain-derived neurotrophic factor receptor activity; ATP binding
Source: RefSeq, a predicted model, not a curated record